AUGACUUCGCGCGGUGGCGCCGUUUGGCACCUCAAGGAGGUCGUCCUGCAGUACAGCGCCUCGGGCAAUUCCAGCCAGGGCCUUCGCUUCUUCUUCCGCCAUCUUCUUCACCGGUGGAAGCAAAGAAACCCGCAGGUCCUUGUGCACACAGUGGAGAACAAGUACGAGCCACCCAAGGCGAUGUUUAAGUACAUGGGCGAGCGCGCCGACAGUCGCUGCGAGUCGCCUCUGAAGGAUCUCUCACCGGGGCAAAUCGAACAAAUUCUUGACCUCCACAGAAACAGCAAGGGAGACAACCGCUUUCUGAAGCACGGCGGUCCGAGAACGUGGACUGAGCGGAGAAGCAUUCAGGGACUCUGGCGGCCGAGCUUGCCGUCGCAGCUGCUGGCGCUGCGCUGGUUUCACCGAAAGCGACCGCCGAUGCGGCUGCCCAAGUACUCGCCGCUGUCGCUGGCGCUCUCGAUUCAGGCGAUUCGCGGGCACGGCCGUUGGGGAUCUGAGCGCGAGUUCCCCAAGGGCUGGGAUCAGCUGCAUUUGAAGGACGUUCUCUCGCGCCGGCUACUGCCGGAGCGCAGCGAAAAAAAAGCUGAAAACGCAGACAAACGCGAGGUUGCGUAA
This is a messenger RNA of Besnoitia besnoiti, 618 nucleotides long. RefSeq names its product putative ribosomal protein l22/l43. The transcript is spliced from 3 exons. The coding region runs from base 1 to 618 and encodes 205 amino acids. Gene Ontology annotation, molecular function: structural constituent of ribosome. The record is from RefSeq and is a predicted model, not a curated record. Lineage: Eukaryota; Apicomplexa; Conoidasida; Eucoccidiorida; Sarcocystidae. Gene Ontology annotation, cellular component: mitochondrial large ribosomal subunit. Gene Ontology annotation, biological process: mitochondrial translation.